CGCCUUUGAAAUAGGCUGACACUGAGUCACAACCGUGGCAGGCGGGGGCGUCGCACGACAGGCGGACCAGGAAAAGGCCGAGGUUGGACCGUCGAGUGGCUUGAUUGGACCCUUGAACGAGACGCAGCUGCGCUUUCCAUCUUUCCAAUCUUCCUAAAUCCUCCACUCAGUCCUCUCACCUAGAUCUGCUCAUCUACUCUCAUUCAAGCUAUCAGGACCUUCUCGGAUUGCUCUCUUGUAGCAAUAGACGCUACGCCGGCCUCACAAGAUACCUUCCAACCAGCAUCUCAAUCCCCGGCCACGCCACUCUGUCCUUCCCCCGUCCCGGCUUACAUACUCAGCAUGUCCACGCUCUCUAGCACCUCAACUUCGUCCUCCUCCUCAUCUUCGUCGCAGCGCUGGCUCUCCCGAGUCCUCUACCUAGGCACAGGUACAUCAGCCCAAGUUCCCGCAAUCCAUUGUCUCCUCCCUUCCCCCACCACCCCACGUCGCCCCGGCCCUGCCGAGCCAGAACCAAUAGCAUGCGCAGCGUGCAGCCACGCAGUCGAAGUUCCCGGAUCAAAGAAUCGUAGAGGAUGCACCAGUGUAGCCCUAAUCGGCGGUGGACGGCCGCGGGCAGAUGAACCGGAGGAGCUCCUCCUAAUCGACUGUGGUCCCACCUUCUACCCUUCGGCCCUCACCCACUUUCGCCCGCAUUCCCUCCCGCGAAGGAUAUCAGGCGUUCUCCUCACCCACGGACACGCGGACGCCGUUCUUGGGUUGGACAAUUUGCGCGCCUGGACCAUGGGAGGAUUGCAGAGCUGCGUAGAUGUGUAUCUGACCAAGGAGACGAUGAAGGUUGUGGAGGGGGCUUUUCCUUACUUGGUGGAUAGGAGUAAGGCAACUGGGGGAGGGGGUGUGGGAGCGUUGAGGUGGAAGGUGAUUGAUGGGGUGACGCCCUUCAGAGUCGGAGGAGUAGAGGUCACGCCAUUGCCGGUACUGCAUGGAUUUGCGGACGGAGGUUCAUUUGGCUGUCUGGGAUUCAGGGUGGACGGGUUCAGCUACGUAUCAGACUGCCAUCACGUGCCGCCCUCAACCUCUUCCCUGAUCAGCGGCUCACAGACCGUAACAAUCGACAGCCUCAUGCCGAGGCGACAUCCCUCCCACUUCUCCCUCUCGCAAGCGCUCAGCUUCCUGUUGAGCCUACCGCGAACUGCCUCCACAUCUCAAAUGAAUGGCACCUCGAAUGGUAACAAGGCGGGAACAGAGGGUCAGUUCGAGCUGGGCAUUCUCACGGAUCUGACGCAUCGUCUGGAGCAUCAUGCCCUCCAGGAGGACAUGGACGCAUUUGUGGAGGGGCUGAGGGGAUGGGUUGCCAAGAAGAGGGUACAGCAACAGCAAAAGAAUAAGGGCCAGGCCAACGGUGUCGCUGCAGAGCAGUCUCAAAGGCAGGUAAACGGCCGCAGCAAAAAGGCAAAGCGUCACGGAGAGGGGUCUGGUCCUCGCUGGUGGGCACCUGUGUGGGAUGAAGAGGAGGCGGAGAUGCCUGGCGGGGAGGGUAGAGUUGUCCUCAAGCAAGAGGGACGGGACAUGGACGAAGAACAGGGGGACGACAAUGACAGCAUAGACUGGGAAACGAUCCACGUCCCGGACAUCGUCGUCGCUUUUGACGGGAUGGUCGUCGAUUUUGAUCGCAAGACAGGAAGGCCGACUGGAUGGCGAUGAGCCACAUAGUCCUCCGAGCAUAGCAUGGAAUGUAGAGCACGCUGAUCGGAAUCGCACACGUCACCGAUGAGAAGAGAAAUCGUCGAGAUUGGUGUGAGCGGUAUGAUGAUGUGUGACAGGGU
Jaminaea rosea is the source of this 1826-nucleotide messenger RNA. RefSeq lists its product as hypothetical. The transcript has 2 exons. The record is from RefSeq and is a predicted model, not a curated record. The coding region runs from base 343 to 1704 and encodes 453 amino acids. NCBI's taxonomy places the organism in Eukaryota, Fungi, Basidiomycota, Exobasidiomycetes, Microstromatales.